UACUGUUUAAAACACCUCGGUAGCUUGCUAGCCAACAUGCAACCGAAACAUUGAAGCUCUUUAGACCAUUUUUGUGAAUAUUAAUCUCGUUGUUUUAAAAACUAUUCUGUUGAGGUAUCUACUGGUUAACUUUAACGUAAUGUACUUGUUACAUUUGCAAACUUGUUCAGAUUGAUACUGAGCCUAGCACUAGGCUAGUCGCUAAUGCUAGCUAGCUAGCUAGCAUCCACAACCAUGAGCUCUCUAAGCUACUCGUCCCCAGCUAAAGAAGAGGCGAUAUGUUGGACGGAGAAAGAAUCUCUCGGRCUGAACGUUGUCAUAAAAGAAGAAGAGGAAGAUAUCUCAGUGAAAGUAGAGGAAGAAGCUUCCAGAAUUAAAAAGGAGGAAGAGGAGUCUAUCAGCAUCACAUUGAAAGAGGWAGAUGUUAUAGUGAAAGAAGAGAAAGAACCUUUUGGAGUGGAAGAAGAGGCUGUUAUAUUAAAAGAUGAGGAUGAUGUUACAGUGAAAGAAGAGAAAGAACCCAUUGUAGUGAAGGAGGAAGAAAUGAUAGAGGCUGUCACAGUGGAAGAGGAGGAGGGGAUAGAGGCUGUCACAGUGGAAGAGGAAGAGGAGAUAGAGGCUGUCACAGUGAAAGAGGAGGAGGGGAUAGAGGCUGUCACAGUGGAAGAGGAGGUAGAUGCUUCGAUAAUGAAAAAGGAGGAAGGGGCUUUCACAUUGAAAGAAGAAGAGGAUAUUAUAAUGAAAGAAGAGGAAGAACCUUUUAGAGUGAAAGAGGAAGAGGAGGCUAUCUCAGUAAAAGAGGAGGAAAACGGUUUGGGAGUGAAAGAGGAGGAGGAGGAGGAAGAGGAAGAGGAGACUGAAGAUCGGAUUAGCACCAGAGCGAGACCAGACUCUCACUCGGACAGCGGACAGAGUACUUCAGGGCACCCAGACCCAAAGAUGGCCAAACCAGCGAGACCACACCACUGCUCCCAUUUUAGGGUCCAUGAAAACGCAUGA
Salvelinus sp. IW2-2015 is the source of this 999-nucleotide messenger RNA. RefSeq names its product gelsolin-related protein of 125 kDa-like. NCBI's taxonomy places the organism in Eukaryota, Metazoa, Chordata, Actinopteri, Salmoniformes, Salmonidae. The record is from RefSeq and is a predicted model, not a curated record.